Molecule: messenger RNA, 4908 nt
Organism: Hippocampus comes (tiger tail seahorse)
Lineage: Eukaryota; Metazoa; Chordata; Actinopteri; Syngnathiformes; Syngnathidae
Product: protein Shroom2-like
Exons: 10
Coding region: 727-4719 (1330 amino acids)
Biological process (GO): actin filament organization
Cellular component (GO): apical junction complex; cortical actin cytoskeleton; adherens junction
Molecular function (GO): actin filament binding
Source: RefSeq, a predicted model, not a curated record
UUUUUUUUCUUCCCCUUUAUUCACUAAUUGAUGUGUCAGACCUCCUGGGGUGAAACAAAUUGAUCACCUUGAGCUCUUACAUGCCUCACUAGCAAUUAUAAUCAAUUAUAAUGUGUUUUUCCCAACACUUACUUUUAUGUUACUUUCUGGCUUUGCGUCAUCAACAUAUUAGCGUGAUCACUUUAACACCGGGACAGCUAGCAACUGUUUCACAUGAAGCCAGAUCAUGGCAGGAAAGGAAAAUACCUCCCUACAUUCCUCAGUGGAAAGAAUGUGCUUCCAUCACAGCUUGGCAGUGUCAGCCCUUUGGGUCGGACUGUUGAAUGACCACAUUGAAAUUUGGACAGAAUUAUUGGCACGAUUGUAAAAUUGCUCAUGAAGAUUCUUCACAUGCCUGCAAAGGUAACUUAUUUUAUUUGUUUAUCUUGACAGCUUGCAUGUGUUUUCAAUACAAGAGCAGCAAGCCUCAUUUUAUCCUUGUGUGGGCUAGUUCGGUGUAAACUUCGCAGUUCAAAGUUGAACAAAGGCUUUGAUGGUGUUUGUGACUGACUAGCUCUUGAGCAUCCACUUCAGAGCUUUAUUGUGACAUAUCAGGUUUUUUUUUCGUGCUCGUCUCUAUAGUGAGCUCUCAUAAAUCCACCUGCUUCAGAAUAAGAAGUGUUGGUCUGCAAUCAUCCUCUCUUUUUCCCUUUGUGUCUUUCUUGGCUCGCCAUUAGCAGGUCUAAAAUGGUUGAUGUUGUGUCACCACACACCAUGCCGUCAGAAAGCGAGGUUCUUGUGGCAAGGUGCUUUCUCACCAAGAUUUUGCAAAGCUCUAUGAGGAAGAAUGACUUCAAAGGGAAGAAUGAUCCGAGCUCACAGCCUCAUUCCUGCCACUCAUCCAAGCUGACAGUGGAGGAGUCUGAGUCCCUUGGCAAAGAAACCACCACAGAGCUGGUCUGGCAGCAAAGGGAAGUGAGGCUCAAAGAUUCACCGUGCCAAACAGACCAUCAUAAGCAGCAGCUGCUAACUGGCCAACUCGGCUGCGUGAGCAACAUGGAGAAACUGGAGCGUCCUGCUCAUCCUUUCUCAUCAGAUCAUGCUUCCACAACUAAAUACACGAGCAUCAGUGAGCCUCUCAGUAGUUCAGGGAGCACAAGAGACACAUUCAGCUGUUUCGCCAUUGGAUCCAACCCUCUGGUUCUAGACUCAAGCUCACUUGGCAGGAAGGGAACCAGUGCAGAAAGCAUUUUUUUCAAAGGUCUUCAGGAUGAAGGGCCCUUUACAGUGGAGCGCCCCGAGUACCAACAGACUCCUUGCAAGGAGCGGUCACGGUUGGAUGAGCAGAACUCCUCUUGGAUGCCAAGCAAAUUUAGGCCCAGCAUUGGUACAGUGUGGCAGGUACCGGAAAAGAAAAAAUCCAAAUCCCCUCCUCCGCCUCUUCCAUUGGGCAAGGACGGUUGUGUUUUGCCACACUCUGAGGAAUUUGAAAAAAAUCCAAAGAUUUACUGCAGGUCAGUUGAAAGGCUGGAUGAAGGUAACAAAUUCCAAACAGAAACAAAUAUUAAGUCCAGAUAUAGCAUCACGUCACUGUCAGACAAAGACUUUUUCCAUCCCAGCAGAGCAGGUAAACACAACCAACUACAGCCAAACAAACACUUCUCAUUGUCCAGCACCGAUAUCAGACAAUCUUCUUUUGCCAACAGACCUCCUCACCACAAACAGUUCAGUGAAGAGAGCCUCUUUUAUCCCCAGACAUGCUUCGCUCCUCGCACCAAGACUCAGAGUGUUGGAAGUUAUUAUCGCAGUUUACAGGAUCUGCCUGUAAAGGCCUCUAGUCGUAAAUUGAUCUGGUGCUCCUCAGCCUCGGUGGCUGCCACAAGCCGAGAAAAUAACGGACAGUGUGUUUCAGUAAUCAAAAAGGGAAAACAGAUGGGCCACACAGAAAAUAAGGGGCACAUUGGUCUUCUGAAAAAUGUUCCCCUCCUUAAUCCCCAAAUCUCUGAACGCUCUCACUGUCGUGGUCCACAGGAUGCCACAAAGAGAAGUGAAGGACACAUUAACAAUAUGAAAAGAAUUUUCCCAGCUCAUCGAAGUAACAAUUACAAGGCUAGUCUUUCAAGGUUCCACAACCCCUGGCUACCACAAGAAGACCACCGAAUAUCCCCCUUGGAAACCCCAUUGCUUCAUUCACUGGCACAGGAGAGUAGAAUUCAAACAGAAGCUACACCCACAAGUAUUGGGUCAUCUCAGAAUCUCUGUGCCUCUGUGGUUGCCAAUGGUGGAGAAGCCCGUCGACGUGGUGAGCGUUAUGCCACUACACUACGGAAUGAAGUGCAGCAGAAGCGAGCCCAAUUGCAAAAAAGCUGUAGUGCUGCAACACUGACUUGUGAUGUCCAUGAUGAGGACCCUGCACAGUGGGAAUAUGCAGAGCCACUUUUAUCAUGUCGCAUAUCCUCCUCAAACACCUACAAAGACAAUCUGAAAGAGGCACAAGCUAGGGUCCUCCAGGCUACUUCUUUUCAGAGACGCGAUCUAGAACCACUUGGAACAGAGGCACCGGUGCUUAAAACUUCAAAUGGACGCAUUAGAGGACGUAAACGUUUCCCCUUAGCCAAACGUAUGCAUUCCUUCUCAGAACCUGACAAGAUAGAUAGAGUGGGAGUGGACAGAACGCACCCAGAUGGUGAUUUUGACCAAAUGAAAUUCUCUGGGGUCAAGCCAGCGUUUUCCAAACCGGCUAGGCCAGUAACAACGUCCAAUACAGAGUUGAACCCAAGUCAAGAUAGGACAGUUGAAACCAAAGAAAGAAGGAUGUCAGGGGAGCUGAUCCUGCAGGAGCAACAGAAGCUCGGAACCUUUGCUGAUUACCAAGCCACGUGGAAUAAACAGAAGCGAACAUCUGAGGCCAAGGUCCAAGGCAGGUAUUACUCGGCAGAGAACAUCUUGGAUACUGAAGCUGAGGAGAAGGCAGCAUGCUUCCACGAAAGAACCAGAUCUUCUCCCUCUGCAGAUUUUUGUACUCAGAAUCUUCCAUCCAUGUUUAGUGAUCCUAAAGUGAAGCAAAGCAACGGUGGAGCAAGAAAUGAUGACCCAGUCCCAGACAUCAGUGACCACCAACCCAGCCAAGAUGCUGUCAUCCCAACCUUUGCGGUCUGCUCGAAACCUGGUAGCCUGAGUCCUAUUCUUGGAUCCCAGCAUACCGCCCAGCCUCCGCAAGCCAAUGCCAUCUCACCUUCUAGGCUCCAUUUAGGCUUGGAAACAACUUGCUUGUCACAGGAUUUACUCUCAGUGGUCCGAGCAGACCCCGUGAAGCUUCAAUCCCUGUCCAGUUUGGAUACCACUACAAAGAGUCCCGCCCCUCCUGGCUCUCCUCGGCGAUGCAAGAUGUUUCAAUCUGAAGGCAACACAGAAGAUGCAGAGAGCAAUAAGGAGCCAUCAUUAUCUUCCCUUGCUGCGGCCAACCACCUUCACGCUCCCUCACCACAUCUUCCACUUUUGAGGCUGAUGGACAAACAGCUGGUUAUGUCUGUUGUGGAGGAUUCACGUUUCUGGUCUGAAAAUGACUCUAAGCCCUCUGAAGCUGUGGUGGACUUGAAAAGUUCAGGGGAAAAAAUUCUUGGGGUGGUCCCAACUUUCUCACCUCAAAGCAGCAACACCUCUGCCGUCUUGAAGACUUGCUCAGACAUCAUCUCAGUGGAUACCAAAGAUACAUGGCGCUCCUCAACAUUCAGUGUCUGCAUUCAGCAGCCUACUCAGGACCUGGGAAAUGAAUCAGAACGGCUCGGACCCAAGGACAGCACUCCUAUGUCAAAACUAGCAAGGGAAGAAGAUGCCAAGACAGAGCAGCUGGUAAGGGAUAUCAUGGGCAAAGACAAAUCCCUGGUGGAGAUCUUAGAUCAGACUGGAAGGAAGACCACAAUGGACCUUAUGGAAGGACUAUUUCUCCAAGAGAAGCAAAUCCUGGAGGGGUCCCAACAGCGCAGAAGGACCUCAUGCAGCUCCAGGCUGCCCACCACAAGCAGGAGGGAUGAGGAGAAUGUCUCAACAGCAGUUUCGCUGGUUCCCACUUCCUGCUACUACAACACGUCGGCUCCAAAAGCUGAGCUCCUCAUCAAGAUGAAGGACAUGCAGGAACAAUUGCUGGAACAGGACUCUGAAGAAGAGCUGGAUGAAGACCUAGCCAGUAAAAAGCAGGAGCUGAUCUCAAGCCUUGCCCAGAAGUUGGAGGUGUUACGGGAGGCACAACAAAGCCUGCAGGAGGACAUAGAGGACAACGAGGCUUUGGGCAGCGAGGUGGAGACCACUGUGAAGCGCUUUUGCUUGCCCAACCAACUGGACAAGUUCCGUAUGUUUGUGGGUGACCAGGACAAAGUUGUGAGCCUGCUGCUGUCACUUUCGGGUCGGCUGGCGCGUGUGGAGAACGCUCUCAACAGUCUGGAAGAUGGAGCGCCCCCGGAGGAGAAGCGCACCCUGACUGAGAAGCGCAAACUGCUAAUGCGGCAGCACGAGGAUGCCAAGGAGCUGAAGGAGAACUUGGACCGCCGGGAGCGUCUGGUGUCCUCCAUCAUGGAGACUCAUUUGGACCCUGAGCAUCUGGAUGACUAUCGCCAUUUUGUCAAGAUGAAGUCUGCUCUCAUCAUUGAACAGCGCAAACUGGAGGACAAGAUCAAGCUAGGUGAGGAGCAGCUCAAGUGCCUACUGGACAGUCUUCCGCUGGAGCAGAGGUCACAGUUUUAAAACCCAGGAAGAGGCUCUCCACCAGCUUCUGCACUGGUUACACUCUUCUGUUUAUGCUGUCACUGGCCAUAUAUGCCAUGGUUUUCUUUUGCAGAUGAUGUGUCAUACUUGAAUGCACGUAUUGUAUGUGACAGGUGGACGACUGGUUAAAACGUCGGCCUCACGGUGCAGAGGUCCAGGGUUCGAUUC